Carlito syrichta (Philippine tarsier) is the source of this 2482-nucleotide messenger RNA. Its product is annotated as collagen alpha-1(XXIII) chain-like. The transcript is spliced from 26 exons. Bases 1 to 1437 code for a protein of 478 amino acids. The record is from RefSeq and is a predicted model, not a curated record. Lineage: Eukaryota; Metazoa; Chordata; Mammalia; Primates; Tarsiidae.
AUGCUGAGGACGGAACGGCGGAAGCUGGCCCCAGCCACAGCCCCAGUGCUGGGCCAGGGAGUCGCUCUCAGCCAGUGGAGUCCCAGAAUGGCAGGGACAAGCCCCAGGGAAGGCUGUAGGGGAGCCCACAGAGGGGGAGCUCGGCGAGGCCUUGCUGAGGGGUGUCAGGGGGACAAGUGGAGGGACACCGGCGGGGCUGCUUCGCGGGGGUCUCUGACCCUCUGCAGGCUCUCAGGACCUGCUCUGGGUCCACUGGGUCUGGAUGGCAAGCCGGGACUUCCAGGCCCCAAAGGGGAAAAGGGUGCACCAGGAGACUUCGGCCCCCGGGGAGACCAAGGGCAAGAUGGAGCCACUGGGCCUCCAGGGCCACCUGGACUCCCUGGGGCCCGUGGUCCUCCUGGCGACACCGGGAGAGAUGGCCCCAGGGGACCACAGGGCCCGGCGGGUCCCAGAGGAGAGCCCGGACACGACGGCGAGACGGGCCCGAAGGGACCCCCAGGGCCCAGGGGUGAGCCCGGCGAGCCUGGAAAGAAGGGCGAUGACGGGAUGCCAAGCCAGCCCGGGCCCCCUGGACUUCCAGGGCCCAAGGGCGAGCCAGGGAGCGUGGGUCCCCCGGGAGAGAGCGGCGUGGACGGUGCCCCAGGACUCAAGGGGGAGCCCGGCCACCGGGGAGUGGACGGAGCUGCAGGCCUCCGGGGACCCCCAGGCCUCAAGGGCGAGCAAGGGGACACGGUGGUGAUCGACUAUGAUGGCCGGAUCUUGGAUGCACUCAAGGGUCCUCCAGGGCCACAGGGGCCGCCGGGGCCACCAGGGAUCCCUGGAGCCAAGGGCGAACUUGGGUUGCCGGGUGCCCCCGGAAUCGAUGGAGAGAAGGGUCCCAAAGGCCCGAAAGGAGACCCAGGGGAGCCCGGGCCGGCUGGACUUAAAGGAGAAGCUGGCGAGAUGGGCUUGUCCGGCCUCCCGGGCACCGACGGCCUCAAGGGGGAGAAGGGAGAAUCAGCGUCUGACAGCCUACAGGACAGCCUGGCCCAGCUCAUCGUGGAGCCCGGGCCUCCCGGUCCCCCCGGCCCUCCCGGCCCCAUGGGCCUCCAGGGAGCCCAGGGCCCCAAGGGCUUGGACGGCGCAAAGGGAGAGAAGGGAGCGUCAGGCGAGAGAGGCCCCAGCGGCCUGCCUGGGCCUGUUGGCCCACCGGGCCUUAUCGGGCUGCCGGGAACCAAAGGAGAGAAGGGCAGACCCGGGGAGCCAGGACUAGAUGGCUUCCCUGGACCCCGAGGAGAGAAGGGUGACCGGAGCGACCGUGGAGAGAAGGGAGAGCGAGGAGUCCCCGGCCGGAAGGGAGUGAAGGGCCAGAAGGGGGAGCCAGGACCGCCGGGCCUGGACCAGCCGUGUCCCGUGGGCCCCGACGGGUUGCCCGUGCCCGGCUGCUGGCAUAAGUGACCCCCAGGCCCAGCUCACACCUGUACAGAUCCGUGUGGACGUGCUUAAUCUUUGUAAAAACAAAACAGUAAUAUAUUGAUCUUCUUCCUGGAAUGCACCACCUAUGGCCUUCUCACACUGGAGAGUGUGCCGCUAGGCCCCAGGGCCAUCAGCACGUGGAGCUGCAGGACAGUGGCCAGGCCAGCCUAGAGGACCUGUGAACAUGAAGGGCGCCCUCGGGCUGGUCUUGCCUGGGAGGCAGACCAAGGUGAAGGUUCCGGCUCAGGCAAGGCUGGAAAGACGCCGGGUUGAGCCUUGUCACCUGACCAGAGGACAGACUCACUGCUGUCGCACUGCCCUUCGAGAGCUGGCCCGGAGCUCCACGGUCCCCAUCACGCCCUGCCGAGAAGGUCCAGGGCUCGGACAGCAGCCUCAGCUGCCCCAGGCCUCACCAGCCUCCAGACUCAGCCACAGCCAGCCGCCCCUACCCUCGGGCCCCUCAAGACUCCCGCCCAGCGUUGGUGCUGGAUCCGGGGGCAGACAGCGGAAAGGACCCAAGGGCCUAGCUUUCCCUGAGUCAGCAGGCCUCGGGCUGCCACCUGCCAUGAGACCAUGGGGCCCCUGGCCAGGAGCAGGGGCCGAGCUCUGGUCACCGCCACGUGGGCCCAGCUGCCUGAAGCCCAGUGAGCCCUGAGUGUCGGGGAUGGAGGGUCCCAGGCUGGACCAGCUGCUGCUUCCUGUCCCUGUCUCCAUAUCACCCAGAGCAGGGUCGGGAUGGGGCUGGCCUGGCCUGAGGAGGCAGGCCUCCUGCUCAGAGUCGGGGUCCCCCGGCCCUGAGUCUCCCACCCAGAACUCUGUCAGGCUGCCAGAAGGGGCCCUCCCAGUGAGCUAUGCAGACAAAGCGAACCUCAGGGCUGGUGGCAGCUGGCGUGAGCAGGGGGCCUGACCCAGAAGCCCCUCCACCUCCGGCAGGCCUCCCGGCAACCCGCCCUGACCAGGCUGCCCACCUCCCAUCUCUGUAUAGAUGGAUAUCGCUGCGUGUAAUAAAUGGCAAGUGUGUGUCUGG